CGUCAUUGUGAAGUUGAAUGUCURUUGUUGGCAACACUAUUAGCUCUCUACCAAACAACCAUGGGAGACAGUAGUAUUAUACAGAGUGAGGAAAAGACGACGACGAUAAUGAGACCCAAAACGACGAAAAAUAGUUGCGAUGCGAGUAGCAAAGCAAACUAUCUUUCGUUGUCAAAAUUGUUGUUGCGGUCUGCUGGUCUUGUUGCCAAUCAUUUUCUAUCCCAAACCAGUAUUGAUAGCACCAGUAWYAGCAUGAAACACAAGUGUACCCACGGAGCCGAUGCGAAUAAGUCUGACAGGCUUGCUUCCAACAUCAACGAGGAAAGAAUGGAGACUGUUUCGGAAGAAAGUAUAGACAAUAGCAUAGCGAACACCGUGAAUCCAGGUGUUCUUAAAUCGAAAGAAGAUCUUUCCUCUAURCUUCUCGAAAAUGAAAACGAGUGCGUAAAUCAUAAGAACUCGAAGAAUUACAGCAGCAGCAUCGAGGUUCCAUCACACUCUCUUCUAUCUUCUUCUAUAUCCGAGUCAUCUUAUAGCUCAUUGUACAUCAGCAUCCAUAACGACAAAAGAAACUUUGAAGACAAUGAUUCUGCUUCGGGAUCAUUCAGUGAUAGCAACAGCGACAGCGAUCCGGAGAAUAUGAUGAAGGAAUAUGACGAUGGUCUCGACAUCAACUUUUCUAUUGCUCGCAGCCGGAUUGCCGAUGACGCCGCAAACGAGGCACUCAAGCGUCUAGGAAAUUGUGAGUGCUGGACUCUGAUCAGUGUCGGGUGCGGYUCCAGUGCAGCCGACGCUAUCCACGAACGUGAUAGUCGGCCGAUUUGGCAACAAGGCUUGAACCAGAUCACGGACAGCCGUGCUCUGGCACCGUUCGGAGAAUGUGGUCUGCAAUUUUCCGUCACGAACGUUCCCAGAUGAACUGCAGCUGUUGGAUUUGCCAUACAGYAAGACCAAAAAUCCGGAGAGGAUCGCCAUGGUAAACAGCACCAAAAGUUCGAUUCGAACGGGUCCGAAGACGAGAGAGAURCUAUUUAUUCAGUGAAGAUUUCUGAUGAUGCAAUCGAAAGAUGCAAUGGGAAUGAGGGUGGCAGAUUCUGUGACGAUGAGGAUGUCAACUCAGUCGAAACCUUCGUAUCGUUGGCGACAGACGGUGCAAAUAAAGAGAUCUCCUAUGA
Pseudo-nitzschia multistriata is the source of this 1175-nucleotide messenger RNA. The record is from the annotation of a GenBank genome assembly. Lineage: Eukaryota; Bacillariophyta; Bacillariophyceae; Bacillariales; Bacillariaceae.